CAGCUGUAGCAUAGUCUUGUGAAUCAAUGUUGUGACCGAGCUCUUGCAGAAGGGAUUAGGUCCUCAGUUUAAGAUAUUUUGACAAGAAGCUUCAAAGCUUUCGUUUCUUCUUCAUAAUGCGAAUUCAAAUGACCCUGUUGAUGUUGUGUGUCUUGUGGAGAAUUUACAAAGUGAAAGGUCACACUGUCCUGACCACUUCCACACCAACAUCAUCUGAUGGCGAGCUCUACACCAUGAUCUGCAGCAAAUCACCAAUGGACCGCAGAGAUGUAUCCUGGUUCCGCGAUGGCACCAGGGUCUUUGUAACACAAGGGACAUCCACUAUCUAUAACAUUGACUCUAGUGUCAAAAACAGCUACCGGUCAGGGCGUAUCAAUGUUCACUGUCAUGCCCUCCAACACAAUGUGACCAUCAGGAUCAACUCGUCUAUAGAUAACGGUACUACUUGGUGGUGCAAGGGCAUAACAACGAGCAACAUACUGAUGAUAAACAUUGAGGGGAAGCCAUUUGGUGCUACAACGACAAGGGCAACAGAUGUGUCGUCAUUUACAACUCCUGACACCAUAAGCACGAGCACAAAGUGUCCACCACGUGACAGCUCACGCGAGAUCAUAUACCUCGUGGCUGCAAGUGUGGGCGGCACUGUGGCAGGCAGCGUCGUGACUGUCGCCAUCCUCAUCACAUGCUUUAAACAUUGCAGGAAAGGAGGUGUCAACACAGCUAACACGUACGAUUCUAUAUCUGCACGUGAAGACAUGGAGCACCUGUAUUCUCCAGUGCAGGGUGGGGUUGAGGCACCAAACUACGCCAAUACUCCAGUUUCCAACGCCGUCAAUGAUGUGACAGUUGCAAUGGAUACUGGAGAUGAACAGUAUUACAGUUUUGUGGGGAUCACUGAUGCUGAAAGGAACCCUAUUCGCACCUGAAGCAUCGUUCAUAUGAGACCCGUGAAGAUCCGGGGCAGAAUAGGUCUUCAGCAAUCCAUGCUUGCCAUAAAUGGCGACUAUGCUUGUCGAAAUAGGCGACUAACGGGAUCGGGUGGUCAG
This is a messenger RNA of Haliotis rufescens (red abalone), 1046 nucleotides long. RefSeq lists its product as uncharacterized. The transcript has 5 exons. The record is from RefSeq and is a predicted model, not a curated record. NCBI's taxonomy places the organism in Eukaryota, Metazoa, Mollusca, Gastropoda, Lepetellida, Haliotidae. The coding region runs from base 117 to 926 and encodes 269 amino acids.